AUGGACCUAGAUCUGGAGGAAGAGCUCAUGGACUUGGCGAGCAAUGAGCUGGCCUACCUGCCCUCCAGCACCGCUUCCUCUCCCCCGCCAGCAUUUCUAAACGCACCCUCAUCUCCUGCUCCCACCAGCACAUUGGCACAGCAAGUGACCGGGCAGUUGUUGGCCCAGGCAACGCAGAAUGCUACUCUUCAACAGGAACGGAAGCAGAUUUCGCCCAGCCCCGAAUCGUCGAGCUCCAACAAGGAGCAGCUUACCCCUGAACAACUGAAGUUUCUAGCAGAGGAAGAUGCGCGACUGGAGAGACGCAAUGCAGUGGUGAAAGAGCUUACAGCCACGAGACAAGACGCCAUUGCCAGACGUCUGGACAACCUGGUAUUGCAGUUCGAGCAGCUACAGCAACGUACCACAGCCCAAAUCGGGGCCUGUGGCAACAAUGGAGACGAAAACGAGGGACGCAGGAGCCCGGGGACGCAGCUGAUGACAGCAAAACUGAAUUUUGUGGUGGAACAGAGUGCACUCGAACUUCAACAUGUAGACGGAAACGUCAAGUGGACGAGGCUGCUGGAG
Molecule: messenger RNA, 567 nt
Organism: Phytophthora nicotianae INRA-310
Lineage: Eukaryota; Oomycota; Peronosporomycetes; Peronosporales; Peronosporaceae
Exons: 1
Source: RefSeq, a predicted model, not a curated record